Messenger RNA from Closterium sp. NIES-67, 3745 nucleotides. NCBI's taxonomy places the organism in Eukaryota, Viridiplantae, Streptophyta, Zygnematophyceae, Desmidiales, Closteriaceae. The record is from the annotation of a GenBank genome assembly.
CUCUUAUGCACCCAACCCAAAAGCUCCACCUUUUCCCAGCAUAUCACCACCACCGAUAUUGCAUUUUGGCUCUUCGUCGUACCGUGAUCAAGCAGCGGAAUAAGCUGGCUGGGCUGACCUGCAGCCCGUCUUGCUCACGCCAAGUGACGCUGUUACUUAUAGUCGCUCGUACCAGUCGCUCGCGGCAAAUGCUAGAAUAGGAGACUUUCCGAGGCGUCGUGUUGUCGCAUUGCCUUCCCGCUUCGAAGGCGCCGACUCACGACGAGACAGAAGCGAGUAUUGAGUCGUGUGUCGCAGGAGUUGUUUCUGGGUCACCAUUGUCUCCAAGUCACAUUUGAGUCACCGUAGUUUCUGUUUCCCCUCGCAAAUGUGAUUCAGAGCUGUCUGCGAGGCCACAAUCAAUGCCGUGCUGUUGCUGCAUUCGUUAUUGGUUGCGACGCUUAUAUCAGGAGACGCCGUUGGACGGCGACAGCUGGCCGCAGUGAGACGAAUCCACCAUAUAAACGGGUGUACGAGACUUCUCUGCCUGAUAUUUUUACAUAGGAAUCGCGCUGUAGGUCGCCUGUAUUUCGCCGCCUGUAUUCCACCGCGACAAUGCCGCAAGCGUCGCCGCCCAUGUACGCGCGCGUGCCGCUGACGGAGCUCAGCUCGGCUGACCUGGACACGACGGAGCUUAUAUCGGUGGACCUUGAAUCGAGUACGAGUCAGGGCUCUUUGAGCGCCACAUCCACCCUCAGCGAGGGCUAUGGCACGGGUGCACACGGCAUGUAUGCACGUAGCCCAAGGGGGGUAGCAGCAGCGGAGGGAGGGCGAGGGGAGAGGCACGGGGAGGAGAGGCAUGAGGGGAGAAGGCAUGGGGAUCACCACCUGGAGCUGUUUGAGAGUGACCGGCUGGUGGACGCUGUGGGGGUGAAGAGGAUGGGUGGGGGCUAUUAUUCGCCCAAAAGCCCCCACGAGUCGGACUCGCUGCAAGUGCACCGCGACCAAGACACGGUGCCGUCACCAGGCAAGCUGGGCACGCUGACAGGGGUGUACAUCCCAUGCGUGCAGAACAUCCUUGGGAUCAUCUUCUACAUUCGUCUCUCCUGGAUAGUGGGCAUUGCGGGGGUGAGCGGGAGCCUGAUGGUGGUGGCUGUCACGUGUGCUAGCACUUUCAUCACAGCUCUCUCGCUGUCUGCUGUUGUCACCAACGGCGCUAUGAAGGGUGGGGGUCCCUACUAUCUUAUUGGUCGGGCACUGGGGCCUGAGGUGGGGGUCAGCAUCGGUCUCUGCUUCUUCUUUGGCAAUGCCAUCGGUGGAUCGCUCUACAUACUGGGAGCGGUGGAAACGCUACUGGACGCCAUGCCUCAGAUGGCUCUCUUCCCACCGACGUCAGUGACGCUGCAGACAGCAUUGAAUGCAAGUGAAGCUGUUAUCAAUGGCACCAUAGCUGCUGCACCAACAGCCGCUGCAACCGUGUUGUCCGUGUCAAGGCACGACAUGCAGGCAUACGGCAUCAUCAUUACUGUUCUCCUCUGCCUCAUAGUGUUCGGAGGAGUGCACCUGGUGGACCGAGUGGGUUCGCUCUUCAUCAUCCCGGCUGUCCUCGCUGUCAUCUCUGUCUUCAUCGGGAUUGCCUUGUCGCCGGAUGCUGAGUCGCCAGCUGGCCUGACUGGUCUCAGCAUCAGCACCCUUGUCUCCAACUGGUUACCGGAUUACCAGACCACCAACGCCAAUGGCAUUCCCGACCCCAACGGGUCCUUCUACUGGGGCUUUAACCAGCUGCUGGGUCUGUUUUACCCCGGUGUCACCGGCAUAAUGGCGGGGUCCAAUCGCUCCGAGGCCCUACGCGACACGCAGCGGUCGAUCCCCACGGGCACUCUGGCGGCCAUAGUGUCUAUGACGGGGCUCUAUGUGGGCUCCAUAUUUCUGUUUGGUGCUGUCGGUGUGAGGGACCUGCUGGUCACUGACAGGCUUCUCACCGCCACCAUCGCAUGGCCCGUGCCAGCUGUCGUGCAGGUGGGCAUUGUCCUCUCAACCCUGGGAGCAGCGCUGCAGAAUCUGAUGGGCGCCCCGCGGCUGCUGGCAGCGAUAGCGAAUGACAGCGUGCUUCCCGUGCUGAAUGCGUUCAAGGCGGAUAGUGACAAGGAGCCUCAUCUAGCAACGUUCUUCACCCUCGUCCUCUGCUGCAGCUUCGUGCUGAUAGGCGACGUGGACUAUGUCUCCCCGGUCAUCACCAUGUUCUUUCUCCUAUGCUACUGCGGCGUCAACCUCUCCUGUGCUCUCCUCGACCUCGUCGACGCCCCCUCCUGGCGCCCGCGCUGGCGCUGGCACCACUGGCUCGUGUCUCUUGCCGGGGCUCUGCUGUGCCUGACCAUCAUGUACCUGAUAUCGUGGUUCUUCACCGUGGUCUGCCUCACCCUAGCAGUGCUCAUCUACAUCUAUGUCAGCAUGGUGGGGAAGGCAGGCGACUGGGGCGACGGCGUGAAAUCAGCUUACAUGCAACUCGCCCUGCGCUCCCUGCACUUCCUCGGAGUGAGUCAGGUGCAUCCCAAGAACUGGUACCCCAUCCCGCUCAUCCUCUGCAAGCCCUGGGGCCUGCUACCCCCCGACGCGCCCUGCCAUCCGCGCCUGGGCGAUUUCGCCAAGUGCAUGAGGAAGAAGGGGAGGGGGAUGAGCAUCUUUGCUACAGUGCUGGAAGGGGAGUACAGCGCCCUAGCCUCUCCAGCCCACCAAGCAUCCCGGGUGCUGCUGGCCUAUAUCGACAGCAGGCAGUGCGAGGGGGUGGCGGAAGUGAUGGUUGCAUCAUCUGUGAAACGAGGGGUGGGGAUCGCCCUGCAGAGCAUGGGGCUGGCGGGCUUAAAGCCCAACAUUGUGUGCUUCAGAUACCCAGAGUCAUGGCUGCAGCAAGAGAUGAGCCACAUCCCCGACACAUUCGUGAGCUUGAUCAACGACAGCAACACGGCCAGCAAGGCGUGUGUGAUAGUAAAGGGGCUGGACGAAUGGCCAGCAGAGGGGUGUAAGCAGUACGGCACCAUCGACCUGUACUGGAUCGUGAGGGAUGGGGGCAUCAUGCUGCUGCUGUCGCAGCUGCUCAGGUCUCGACCCACAUUUGAAGCAUGCAAAAUACAGGUGUUCUGCAUUGCGGAGGACGACAUAGCCGCAGAGACCCUGCAGCUGGACGUGGCCCAGUUUCUGCACGACCUGCGCAUGCAGGCAGACGUGGUGGUGGUGACGAUGAGGGCGUGGGAGGAUGUGGUGGGGGAUGAGGACGGGCCCGAGGCUGAGCUGGCGAGACAAGGUGCCAUGGAGGCGUUUACUCGGGCACGAAAGAACAUCGCCAGGAUGAUUGAUAUCGAAUCACCAUCUCCCCACAGCACAGCUGUAACAACAAAUGGCCCAGAGACAAGUGGACGGAUUGAAAAGCAGCGUAGUGCAAAACAGGAGUUACCUGCACGAGGAGGUAACGGAAAGGGAGUGGACGAGGGUCAGGUAAACAAGUUUCUCUACACUACAAUUAAGCUAAACUCUAUAAUUAAAAGAUACUCUAAGAUGGCGGCACUGGUGCUUGUCAGCUUGCCACCCCCGCCCAUCCACCAUCCUCCUUACUGCUAUAUGGAGUAUAUGGAUAGGCUUGUAGAUGGUGUGCCUAGGUUGCUUAUGGUGCGCGGAUAUCGGAGGGACGUCGUGACUAUAUUCACAUAGGCUCGUGCUUCUAGUUCUCGAGUAUGCGAACACUUCAACUACUAGCUUUAAAGGCUUUAUU